CGUACCCACCGCCCUGCUUCUAGGGAGGGGCAGCUGCCCCCUUGCCCCGUGGUGGGUACGCCCAUGGAUUGCAAGCUGAUAAAAUGAAUUGGCUUUCAGGGAACUCUUAGCAGGAUUUAUUUUCUUUUUUUAAACACUCCUUUCCCCUGGAAAGCCCUAAGGAAAAUGGUGUUGGGAGUAGGGAUGGAUGAGAAAUCCGAUUCAGUUCCCAUUUGAAGAUGAACCCACCAAAAUUUCACUUUCUGAAACAAUAUGCAAACUGAGACCCAGCAAUCUUUUGAAAUUCACACUUCUCUGAAUUUUCAGUGCAGUUCUGCCCCCAAGUAAUGCGUACCAAAAAUGCAUAUACUAGGGUAAAAAUGCAUGUGUCAGUGGAAAUUGCCUGCAAAAAUGUGUUAUAUUAGGGGAAAUUGUGUAUAUUGGGAGAAAUUCUCCUUUAAAAUGCUGGUGAAUAUUCACAAGGACCAUUAAAAAAAUCACACACUUAUGUGGAAAUGUGGAGAACUGAAUUUAAGGUUGGAAAAAUGAAAAGCGGAGAGAAACUGAAAUGGACAGGUUGCCCCAUCCCUAUUAAUGGAAAUGGAGAGGAAUGGGGCAAUGAAGAGGUUGUAUGUGGGUGUGGAAGGAUAGGCCAUGACAGGGUCAAGCAAUAUGAAUCACAGGCUGGAAAUGAAUUGUGAAACACCGGAAACUGAAGGCCCAGUGGUGUUUAUGUACAUGUGUGGAAAACAGCAGACCAGACUCCAAGAAUUUGUUUUCAUUUCACUGAGGUUGAGAAAUCACAUUGCUUCCCUGAAAACAAGCACCUUGGGGGAAACAUGGUUUGGUGCUUGGUGUGUGUGAGAGCCGGGCUAAUACCUCUGUGAAACAAAUUUAGGCUAUUUGAUAAAUCCUUUUUAUUGUGCAUCCAUGAUGAUUUGGUCUCAUGAUGUUAUUGGAGUGGUCAUAUGCAAAACCAUUGGCACUUGCCAACGUUUUGGGGCAGGGAUACUGCCCCAUUCACACCCCUUGCCCCCAUGAUAGAGGGGACCCAAGGCCGUGUGACGUCAGUGAUAUGUAUGUGCAUGCCUCGCAGCGUGCAAGCAUGACAUCAGCAUACAUGUUUGUGCCCAUGAUUUUGCCCAGUGCUGGCCCGCCCAUCAGGCAAGGUGAGGCGACUGCCUUGGGCAGCAGGAUCCAUGGGGCAGCAGAUCCUGAUGUAGAUCUUUAUUUCCCACCCCCUCCUGCUCCUGAUGUAGCUUUUCAUGCACCCAUUUCCCCCCUGGUGGAGAGGAGGAUGACAUCCUGUGCUUUGCCUCAGGCACCCAAAUGUCUUGAGCAAGCCGUGCAUCAUCCCAUGUGGGGUUUAUUGCUGCAUAUAUCAAUUUGUCUGUAUGUGAACCUGCAGCAGAUCAUUUAAGAGAGUUCCUAAAGGAAGUCCCUUAUCUAUUGACCUUAAUAUUGCUGCUGUAAGCACAGUUGCGCCACUCCUUCAACUAGCAAUUGCUGAUACAACGUGUCAAACCUUGGACUUUACCUCUGGGGCUAUUCCUCAACCAGGCUUGGCAGGCCUAUUCUGAACACUGACUGGCAAAGAGAGUUGCUUCCAUAGAGAUGUAGGCAGAGAUUAACUUGGCCAAAAGUCACUUGGGAUGAACUGCAAAUGUUUGGAUUGCUUAGCAAAUUGACUCUCUCACCUGCCUAGGUGUGCAGCAGGAGAGCCCACCCACCACAGGGAAUUGUGGGCAGUCCAGAGUGCACUCUUGAUGAUCCCUCAUCUCAACCAAUGUCACCAUCUGAGACAGGGCUGUGCCAAACGAAACAUUCAGGAAUCCCAACCAGCCACCCCUUUUCAUGGAUCAAUUGAUGGUGGCGCUGAUGGUGGGGAACCCUGGUGUUAUAGCCAUCUCUCUGUUUAGAAGUAAUCCUCACUGAGUUAGAUGGGACCUACUCCCAUGUAAGUGAAAGGUAUUUGCUCUGAGCUUUGAUGAGCUAGGAUAAGAAUGGUUGCUAACUUGUUAAUAGAAUCAUAGAACCAUAGAGUUGGGAGGGGACCCCAGGUGUGAUCUAGUCCAACCCCCUACAAUGCAGGAAUCUCAAAUAAAGCAUUAAAGACAUAUGGCCAUCCAACCUCUGCUUUAAAAUCUCCAAGGAAGGAGAAUUCUUUGUGGUCAUCUCCACUGAGUUGGUUUAUCUUUUAUGGGAUUUUUGUUGAUUUUAUUGCUGCAUGUAUGGACAGGAAUUGAAGGCAUGAGUGUGCUACAGUGCAAUCCUCCGCAUAUUUACUCAGAAGUAAAUCCUACCAAGUUUGCUUACUCCCAGAGCCAUGGAAAGCAAAGGACCAUGGGAUGCAGAAUCCAGUGGGAGCAUGGUUAUUCCAGAGGUAGAAGAAAAGCCAGGAGAGAGGAAGGAUGAGCUCGAGGACAGAGGACAGUGGACCAACAAAGUGGAGUUUCUAUUGUCUGUGGCUGGAGAGAUCAUUGGUCUGGGCAAUGUAUGGAGAUUCCCUUAUCUCUGCUACAAGAACGGAGGUGGUGCCUUCUUCAUCCCAUACCUCAUAUUCCUCUUUACUUGUGGGAUCCCAGUAUUCUUGCUGGAGACAGCCCUUGGGCAGUAUACUGGCCAGGGUGGGAUCACUGCCUGGAGACGGAUCUGCCCUAUCUUUGAAGGAAUUGGCUAUGCUUCCCAAGUCAUUGAAUCGUUCCUGAAUGUCUACUACAUCAUCAUAUUGGCUUGGGCCCUGUUCUACCUAUUUAACUCCUUUGCUGCUGUUCUACCCUGGGCCAGCUGCAGUAAUACCUGGAAUACAGCUCUUUGUGUGGACUUUCUGAACAGCUCGAGUUUGGAAGACAAGAUCAUGCCAGCUAACGCCACCUCUCCAGCCAUUGAGUUCUGGGAGAGGAGAGUCUUGGGAAUAACAGAUGGGAUACAUAAUCUGGGCACCGUGAGGUGGGAACUGGCUCUCUGCCUCUUGCUUGCCUGGAUCAUCUGCUACUUCUGCAUCUGGAAAGGCGUCAAGUCCACUGGCAAAGUGGUCUACUUCACUGCCACAUUUCCUUACCUGAUGUUGAUUGUUCUGCUGGUUCGAGGAGUCACUCUUCCUGGUGCAACCGAAGGGAUUCUGUUCUAUUUGAAGCCAGACAUUUCAAGACUAGCAGAUCCCCAGGUAUGGAUGGACGCAGGCACUCAGGUCUUCUUCUCUUAUGCCAUCUGCCAGGGGUGCCUCAUAGCUUUGGGCAGCUACAACAAGUACAACAACAAUUGCUACAGGGAUUGCUUUAUGCUCUGCUUCCUGAAUAGUGCCACUAGUUUUGUGGCUGGCUUUGCCAUCUUCUCUGUGUUGGGCUUCAUGGCGCACGAACAGGGUGUGCCUGUCUCAUAUGUGGCUGAAUCAGGUCCUGGCCUAGCAUUUAUUGCCUACCCAAAAGCUGUCACCAUGAUGCCUGUGUCUCAGUUGUGGUCCUGCUUGUUCUUCCUUAUGCUGAUCUUCUUGGGACUGGACAGUCAAUUUGUCUGUGUUGAGAGCUUGGUGACAGCCAUUGUUGACUUGUUCCCGGACAUCUUCCGUAAGAAAGGACGUCGGGAGAUGCUGAUCCUGGGCAUUGCAGUGAUCUGCUACUUAGUUGGCUUGCUACUGGUCACUGAGGGUGGAAUGUACAUCUUUCAGCUGUUUGAUUAUUACGCAGCCAGUGGGACAUGCCUGCUUUUCCUCGCUAUCUUUGAAGUUGUCUGCAUUGGAUGGGUUUAUGGAGCAGGCCGUUUCUAUGACAACAUUGAGGAUAUGAUUGGCUACAGGCCAUGGCCCUUGGUUAAAGUGUGCUGGCUCUUUCUCACACCUGGAGUUUGUCUGGCCACCUUCCUGUUUUCACUCAUUAGGUACACACCGCUCACGUAUAACAAAGUAUACGAAUAUCCACCAUGGGGUAUUGCUGUGGGCUGGUUGAUGGCACUGUCCUCUAUUAUCUGCAUCCCGUUGUAUGCUGUGUUCAUCCUUCUGAAAACCAAAGGAUCAUUAAAAGAGCGGUUACACCAGCUCACUUCUGCAGCAGAGGACUUGCCCCAGCCCAAGAAGCACCUGAUUGGACUGUGCUUCAAGCCGGAAGGUCAACAUCCAGGCAAGGAUGUGCUCAUCACCACAGAGAAGGAAACCAACUUCUAGACCUCCCAGGGAAGAACUUCUUUACCUUCUGGAGACAUCUCUCAUUAUUUCUUUUGUCUUCUGCUUACAUCUGGGAUGAGUUGCUGCUCAGGGUCCCUUAAGAUGCCAGCACCUUCUUCCCUUUGCAUUUACUUAGCAUACAGACUGGAAUAGGGCCAAUGGAACAGUCACUGUAGAGGUGGAAAAUUGUCUGUGAAGAGUCCACAGCUCAGAGGAAACCUGAAUUCCUGUUUACUGGCAGUGCUAGGGGAUUGAACCUGGCAUAUUGUGCAUGCAACACAGGUGCUUUAACCACUGUGCUAUACACUCCUUCCCAUUUAUAAGAAAUAAAUUAGCAGCAAGAUGUCAGAAAAGACAGCGAAUAAAGCUAGCCAGUUCAAGUUCCUGGUGACUUCCUGAAAGUUUCUUCCACUGCUGGCUUAACUCACUGGCAAAAACAUUUCGCGUUCCUUGAACACCUGAAUCUUUAGCCAUAUCUGCAUGACCUAACUGCAGGAAUUGUAGCAAAUUUGGUGGAUUACUGUUGUGUUGUUUUUAAUUUUAAAAUUCACAGAGAUCUCUGCUGUAGGUGAGAUUCCUUUUUUAUUUUUAUCUUAAGAAGAGUGGCAACAAUCCGCAUUUGGAUGUAGAAACUAGAGCUUGAUCGCUCAACCUCUCCCAUUCGGCAGGAGGCCCUGGAGGGGGGAAAGGUGAUAAAUUGGAAGCAAGAUGAGUUUGUCAGAAAAAGAGCAUGUCAAAGCCACUUAAGAUCUUUCUCUUUUUUCCCCUUUAAGAAGAGACUUGUGCAGAAAGGAAAUGGAGCAGGCAGUAUUUCAGCUUGAAUAUCCAUUGUUUGAUUCAGCUCUGUGUGACAUCCUUGAGUUGCUAGAAAAACUUGAGAAAUGCAAGUUGAAUGCAACUGCCAUAUAAGUAAAUGCCAAAACUGCAUUAGAAGUGCAGGACGGUCUGGAUCAUAUAGGAGAUAACAAAGCUGAAGUCUCUGACCGCAUGAUGCUAGCUUAGCAUUUGUGAUACAGAGGUUGGCAUAUGGUCUGUGGCACAAAAUAAGAGGUAGUGGGGGUGGGAGGGAAAUGGAAGGCGCAAGCUAGAAAAUCAAUUUCUGUGCACAGAGUCCUGGUUUGCUCUCAUUUAUUUCUUGUGUAAAUGUUCACUGCUAACCAAGGUCAAUUCAAUAUCCUAAACACCAAGAGGGAACUCUUUUUGCAUUGUGAAUGUUGUGGCUGCAGCUAGGGAUGUUGGAGAAUUCUGACGAAAAUGGAAACAGGAGUGGAAAUUGCCUGUGUUUGUUUAUUUGUCCCAUGUCCAGAAAUCCAUUGAGUAUGAUCAGUAAUUGCUGCUGCUGUUGCUUUCAGCCCUCAAAUGAUAAGCAAUUGAUUCCAACCCUCCUCUCCCAUAUUUGCAUUGUGUUUCCUUUGUAUUCCUUGCAGAAUUUCGGAGAAGAGCAAAAGAGUUAAAGGUUUACUGCAUCUCAGUUUGCUUAUUGCUUCAAGGAGAGUGAAUUGCAUAAACUUGGAUUAAAAUGCAGGUUGAGCCAAAUUCCACCUCCACCCCUAGAUUAGGCAAAGUGUGCUGUCUCAGUAAUGGAAAGGCCGGUUCUGAAAUGGUCAAAUCAUAUACUGUACUGUACCAUGAAUAUGAUUUGGAGCCAGGGUCCAUUUCAGCACUUGGAACUUCUUGGCCAGUUGUUGAGAGCCCAGUGCCUGGUAGGGCACACCAGCACUAAAACCUACCUUUGGCCCCCAUGUCAGGUAGAUGGGUCUGUGAGUCACCAUUCACAUUUCCCACAAUGACCCAGAACAGUUGCCUGUUUCUUGUUCUGCUAUGGCAAAACUUAUGCACACUUACCUAGGACAGUCUCUUCAAAUUUUCAUAGGAUCUGUUUGUAGACAAUAGUUUCAUCCAAUGCAGCACUAAGUUGAAGUCUCUUAGUGGUAUACUUGUUCCACUGGAAAAAUGUGUUGCACCAAUGGAGCAUUGAUGCAUGAGUGAAUGCAUAAGCAGCUUGUUGGUAACUUUGUUGUGCAGUCUCUUUUGGAACAAGUUUCUGCUAGCACAACUGUUGCAGUGGAUUCCUCUGUUGCAUAACAUUAAAACUCAGCCACCCACUUGCACAAGAACCCUUGCAAGAAAACACUCAAUACAGCCCAUAGAAAUGAUGUGCUCAUCAGAGUUUUGAUCUGUCAGGUUUUUUUUUCCACCAGCAGAAGUUAUUCCUAAUUCCAAGGUGUUCAUCAGCAACUUGAAUGUUCAUAAAAAGCCAUCUAACUCUUGUUUACAGCAUUUGUGUGUACAGAAGACAUCCCAUAAAGGAUUGACAAGUGGUGUUUGUUU
Messenger RNA from Zootoca vivipara (common lizard), 6469 nucleotides. The record is from RefSeq and is a predicted model, not a curated record. Lineage: Eukaryota; Metazoa; Chordata; Lepidosauria; Squamata; Lacertidae.